AUGUUCGACGCUCAGAAGGCCGCAGUGCCGUCCUUCAUGGCUCCUCCGACAUUCCUGCAGUCAAGAGCGUCAACCCUGACACCAAGCGACUCGAGCUCAAACUACGAUGAGAUGGAAAAGGACAUCGCGAGCUCUGCCGCAUCGUUUCAAGAUAUACGAAUUGAUCCCAUCCUUCUCCCUCCUGUCCCGUAUAGCGAGCUAUCGAGAAUACCUUCCGCCAAGUCAGAACAAGCCGAGAUCGUAAAUAACGAAGACGAUCUCGAAUAUCCCAAGGGAAUGAAGCUGGCUUUGAUUGUCAUGGCAUUGUGUUUCAGUGUGUUUUUGAUGGCUCUCGACAACUCCAUCAUAGCCACCGCCAUCCCGCGUAUCACGGAUGAGUUCAAGAGCUUGAACGACGUCGGCUGGUACGGCAGUGCCUACCUCCUCACAACAGCCUCUCUCCAGCUGCUCUUUGGCAAGUUUUACAGCUUCUUCAGCAUUAAGUGGGUGUAUUUGAUCACCAUCGCCAUCUUCGAGCUGGGCAGCUUGAUCUGCGGUGUCGCACCCAACAGUAUCGCUCUGAUCAUUGGCCGCGCCAUCGCGGGAGUAGGUUCAGCCGGCAUUUUUGCCGGAGCACUCAUCAUCCUCGCCUAUAGCGUGCCUCUCGAGAAGCGUCCCAUCUAUACUGGUGCCGUUGGUAGCAUGUGGGGUAUCUCGUCCGUUGCUGGUCCUUUGCUGGGUGGUGUCUUUACAGAUAGUCUGACGUGGCGGUGGUGUUUCUACAUUAACCUGCCGAUUGGAGCCGUCACCAUCUUUGUCAUUCUCUUCUUCUUCCCUGAUCCCGUCCGCUCCAUUCCCCAAGAGACAUGGCGAACACGCUUCAUCCAGAUGGACCCUCUCGGAAACAUGCUCUUCAUGCCAGCCAUCAUCUGCCUCCUUCUCGCUCUUCACUGGGGUGGCGUCACAUACCCCUGGGCCUCUGCCCGCGUCAUCGUUCUCUUCCUGAUUUUCGGCUUCGGCAUGGCGGGCUUCCUCUACUUGCAGUACCUUGGCCAGGAAAACGCCACAGUCCCGCCGCGCAUUUUCAAGCAGCGCUCAGUCUGGUCGUCCUCCUUCUUCGCCUUCAACACUGGCGCCGCCUUUCUUUUGUCUGUCUACUUCCUGCCCAUCUGGUUCCAGUCCGUUCAGGGUGUCUCCGCCGUCAACUCGGGAGUCAGAAAUUUGCCCAUGCUGGUCAGCAACAUCAUCGCUUCACUCGUUGCCGGUGCCGCUGUCACUAUCUGGGGCCUGUACACCCCAUGGAUGAUUCUUGGCUCGAUUCUCAUGGGAAUCGGAUACGGCCUCAUCUCCACCUUCAACCCCAACACAUCCUCCGCGAUGUGGAUCGGCUACCAGAUUCUCGCCGGUGCCGGAGUCGGCGCCGCUAUGCAGCAGCCUUUAAUGGCUGUGCAGGUGGUCCUCGACAUGGCCGACGUGCCCACGGGAACCGCCAUCAUCAUCUUCACACAAACGGUUGGCGGUGCCAUCUUUGUCGCCAUCGGCCAGACAGUCUUUACCAACAAGCUCGUGGAGAGCCUAGUCGAGUACAUCCCGACCAUUGACCCCCACUCCGUCAUCGCCGCGGGUGUGACAGCCAUCCGCAAGACCAUUGAUCCGUCCCUCCUGCCCGCGGUAGAGCACGCCUACAGCGACGCCCUAGCACAGGCGUUCCUAGUGAGUGCUGUGACGGCCUCGGCGACCAUCAUCGGCUCCGUGUUUGUGGAGUGGAAGAGUGUCAAGGGCAAGGAUGUCCACGUAGGCAUGGCGUAG
Messenger RNA from Colletotrichum costaricense, 1788 nucleotides. Its product is annotated as major facilitator superfamily transporter. The transcript is spliced from 3 exons. Gene Ontology annotation, molecular function: transmembrane transporter activity. The coding region runs from base 1 to 1788 and encodes 595 amino acids. Gene Ontology annotation, biological process: transmembrane transport. NCBI's taxonomy places the organism in Eukaryota, Fungi, Ascomycota, Sordariomycetes, Glomerellales, Glomerellaceae. The record is from RefSeq and is a predicted model, not a curated record. Gene Ontology annotation, cellular component: plasma membrane.